AUGGAUCAUGUGGAUGUUCGCGUUGUUGGAGGGAUUCUGUCUGUAGAGGAUGUUGUUCAACAGUUGAUCAGCUACAAUGAAGAGCAAUGCCAAGAAUCGUUUCUUCAGGGCUUUCAUGUUUGCAUGAUCUGUUUCAGUGAGUACAAAGGCAUCGACUUCAUAAAACUUCCAUGCCGUCAUUACUUUUGCCGGAAUUGCAUGGAGACAUACUCACGGAUGCAUGUGAAAGAAGGAUCAGUCAUGAAAAUUGUGUGCCCUGACAACAAAUGCGGAGGUUUUGUUCCUCCUAAUCUACUAAAGAGGUUGCUCGGAGAGUCAGAUUUUGAAAGGUGGGAAAGACUGAUACUUGAAAGGACUCUAGACGCAAUGGCUGAUGUAGCCUACUGUCCAAGAUGUCAGACAGCUUGCCUGGAAGAUGAGGACAACGCCCAGUGCCCCAAGUGCCUCUUCAGCUUCUGCACCCGCUGCAGAGAUCGUCGUCACAUAGGGGAGAAAUGCCUUACUCCAGAAGAAAAACUUCUCUCCUUGCAGGAACGUGAAAAGGUACGCCACUUAAACAAAGGCGGUACUGGACCUAGUAAAUUGGUGGAUGAAUUAUCUAGUAUCAAGGAAAUACUUCGUUCUUGUGUUCCAUGUCCGCAUUGUGGUACUGGCAUCACACGUGUGUUAGGCUGCAACCAUAUGCUUUGUAAGAACUGUGGUAAGUUGUUCUGCUAUGGCUGUGGCAAGCCACUAACUCCUGCUCAUACAAGUGAACAAUGCAGAAUCGAUUAUGAGAAGCGGACAGCAAAGGUGGAUUUGGUUGACGCUGUCAAAGAGCUACAGAAAAAACUGAAAGUGGGUGGAUACAAACCGCGUCCAUGCCCGAAUUGCCACCUGAUAACUUACAAGCUGGGAAACAACAACCAUGUCUUCUGCGAGGGAUGCCAGGUUCAUCAUUGUGCUCUGUGCCGGAAGGUGGUGCGGAAGAGCUCGGAGCACUAUGGCCCUCGAGGGUGCAAGCAGCACACUGUCGACCCCGAGGUUGCUCGGGCUAGACCAAAGAAGAACGAUGACUCUCAAUCAGAAUCCUUGUGA
Messenger RNA from Triticum turgidum subsp. durum (durum wheat), 1077 nucleotides. The record is from the annotation of a GenBank genome assembly. Lineage: Eukaryota; Viridiplantae; Streptophyta; Magnoliopsida; Poales; Poaceae.